This is a messenger RNA of Thamnophis sirtalis, 5698 nucleotides long. The record is from RefSeq and is a predicted model, not a curated record. NCBI's taxonomy places the organism in Eukaryota, Metazoa, Chordata, Lepidosauria, Squamata, Natricidae.
UCUUCGCCCUGUGGUGGCCUCCAGCCAGCUCUGGCGAUUUACUUUGAGCAGUAGGGUCCACGGAAUUCAGCUGGGCGCGCGCCCGUCCUUUCUUUGCUCUGUGCUGCGAACUAGGUGGGGGGACAGAGGCAGGGGGGAAGGGACCUCGGCUGCUGCGGCCCAGAUUUGUGUAACUGGUUCUUCUGGAAAGCGACCAGUUGCUCCCUUCCGUGUCUCAUUACCCUGCCUGGGGUAUUUACCGCGGAGCAUUAGACCGUUUACCCCGGUGCGUCGCGCUUCCACUGUCCUCCUGGAAGGCCUGGGAAUAUGAGCUGUCCCUUGGAGUGCGGGACGCGCCGCCCCUCUUCCUCCUCUUCGAGGCAGUAUUUAUCCAGAGGAAAGAAACAGACAUCGACCACUUAAGAUGUGAAAGGUGCUCUUCUAAAGGAUUGUUUUUACAAAAUGGAUCGGAGUAAGCGAAAUUCAAUAGCAGGAUUCCCACCACGUUUAGAGCGCAUUGAAGAUUUUGAUGGAGGUGGCGGAAGUGAUGGGACCAUGUCCCAGAUGGGCAGAGUUUGGACUUCUUCAUAUAAAGCCUUGAUAAGUGCCUUUUCAAGACUUACAAGACUUGAUGACUUCUCCUGUGAGAAAAUAGGAUCUGGUUUCUUCUCUGAGGUAUUCAAGGUACGGCACAAAGUAUCGGAUCAAAUCAUGGCCCUGAAGAUGAAUACACUAAGCAGCAAUCGUGCAAACAUGUUGAAAGAAGUUCAGCUCAUGAAUAGGCUUUCACAUCCAAACAUAUUAAAGUUUAUGGGUGUCUGUGUACAUCAAGGACAAUUGCAUGCCCUUACUGAGUACAUCAACUGUGGUAACCUGGAACAGUUGUUAGAUAGUAAUCAGCACUUGUCUUGGACAGUGCGAGUAAAGCUGGCAUUGGAUAUUGCUCUCGGACUCAGUUAUCUUCAUUAUAAAGGAAUUUUCCACAGAGAUUUGACUUCUAAGAACUGUUUAAUAAAAAAUGAUGAGAAUGGAUAUUCUGCUAUAGUAGGUGAUUUUGGCUUGGCAGAAAAAAUUCCUGAUUAUAGAAGUGAGAAGUUGCCAGUGGUAGGUUCUCCUUACUGGAUGGCGCCUGAAGUGCUGCGAGAUGAGCCAUAUAAUGAAAAGGCAGACGUGUUCUCAUAUGGGAUCAUCCUUUGUGAGAUUAUUGCAAGGAUCCAGGCAGACCCAGACUAUCUUCCACGAACAGAGAAUUUCGGACUGGAUUAUGAUGCCUUUCAGCACAUGGUGGGAGAUUGUUCUCCCAACUUUCUCCAGUUAGCCUUCAACUGCUGCAAUAUGGACCCAAAGUUACGUCCUUCAUUUACUGAUAUUGUCAAAACACUGGAAGAAAUUCUGAGCAAUUUGAAAAGAGAAGAAGAUGAAAGAGAACGGAAACUGGAUGCUGCAGAUCGAAAACCCAUCUCUGUUUGCAAAGGAUUGCUAGAGAGGGGACAAGGUAUCAAAAGGCUGAGCUCACUGGAUGACAAGAUCCCACCUAAAUCACCCCGACCACGGCGCAACAUCUGGCUAUCACGCAGUCAGUCAGACAUCUUUUCUCGGAAACCUUCCUGCAAGAUAAACGUUCAGGAUCCAUAUUAUACACCAAGCAAAGGAGCAAGUCGGAAAGUCAACCCUUUCAAUUCUAGGGAAGACUUGAAAGGGGGGAAAAUAAAAUUUUUUGACUUGCCUAGCAAAUCCGUGAUAUCGCUUGUAUUCGAUCUGCACUCUCCAGAAGUAAGAGGAUGUCAAAAGAUGAGCCAGCCGCUUUUCAAGCACAGCUAUGCCUAUGAUUGGCAAGACUCUUCUUUCCUUCCUGGGAGGAGAAGCAGAUCACUUCCAGUUUCUCCUGAAUUUGUUCAUAAAGAUUAUAAUACAUUUGGAGAUCUCUUUUCAACGGUCAGUAGCUGUGAUCCCACCCAGCUAGGGGCUGAAGUGCGCCAGAGGCUGUUGUGCAGUAGUAAGUAUGGUGUAUCUGAGAUCCCUCCUUUUCAGGUUAAACAACGUAGGCAGGACUUGCAUCCUCCACUUCUGCAAGAGGAGGAAAUGGAUUGUUCUGAUGAACUGGAGCCUCUGAACAAAAAUGGGUAUCCUGUAAAAUGUUCAGCUGAAGAGGCAGAACUUGGAAAGUCUGAGGGACAAGUGCUGCAAGACACAUCUGGCCAAAUGGCUAAUGUCUUAGUACACAAUUUAGACUGCUCAGAAAAUCAAUUCCCAGAAAUGUUCAUGAUCUGUACCACCUCUGAAGAAAUGGAGGUGGAAGAUGAAACUCAAAGGAAUAUGCCUUCCACUAAAUUGGAGUCUUCUAAACGGUUGCUCAGUAUUAAUCUUUCCUCACAGCAAGGCAGAGACUCCACUUUCCUUGAAGUGGUGGAUAGCGACACUUCAAAUGUUUCUCUGCUGCCUUCAGACACACCAGCAUCAAUAAGUGGACAGCCGAAAUGUGACAUUUAAAAGCCAACCAUUGGAUGAUUAUGGUGAUGAUGAUACACUCCUAUUAACUACUCUGGUUUUAACUUCCUGUGUCAAAUGUCUCUAAAGCAGUGUAGCAAUGUAACCAAUUCAUUUGAAAAUUCUAAAAUGUAUUAUGAGAGAUUGUAUGCAUGCAAGGAUGUAUGAAAGGAGUUCUCGGCAUAUCUCAGGAAGAAGCUAAUAUAGGAAUAAGGUUUACUGUUGAAUGCCUGAUUUAUGCAGAAUCACAGUUAUAGAGAUAGUGGGAUUAUUGGCAUCUCUGCGUUUCUAUUUGUGUUAUUCAUACUGUUUAGGUUCUGUUAAAUGUUUUUAAGAACUUAGUAUCUCCCCGAACCUUCAAAAUCUUUGUCUCAUUAGCAGUAAAAUGCCAAGCAGCAAUAAAUAUUUAUAUGGAAUAUAUUUAAAAUAACAAGUACACUGGGGGGGGGGUGCAGAUUGUCCUAAACCAGUCUUAAUUAUCCUGGCCAACCUUCAAAGUAUGAAUUUUAAAUCCCAGUAUUUUGAACAAUGUUGGAAAAUUCUGGGAAUUGAAGUUUAUACUUUUGGAGGUUGCUUAAACUUAAGACAGUUGAUUUAGACCUUACUGGACUACAACCACAACUAUUCUGUCCAUUAACAAGGGCUAAUGUGUUGAAGUCCGUUAUUACCACAGGUUACCCAAAGACUUGUACAAGAUUUUCUGUCAUGGGAGUUUCAGUUUCAAAAAAACAGCUACUUUGGAAGAAGCUCAAUGUAUCAAACCAUUUCUACAAUAUUCAAAAAAAUCUUGGUCUAUGAUUGGGAGAAAUCGUUUUUGGAUUGGUUCAUUUCCAGAAUAUCCUAUUUUGGAUCAAAAUGUUCCAAAAUAGAAUGUUUUGCAUGUACUUCCUCACUCUUGCUUUAAUUGAACAGGAAGAAUAUGGCUCCGAAUUCUCUAAACGUUAUUAAAUAAGAUGAGAUUUGGCUACAAUAGCUCCCUUACCUUUUCCAGUCCAAACAGUGGAGGCAUUGAGCAUAUUCCUACUUCAGGCAUUCCUUAUUAGUUGCUUGUCCAGUUUUUAUUUUCUGGAAAGGAAAUUUUCCAUCAGCUGUUUUACUGAAGGAACAACAGAGUUCCAUUUCUGAAUAAAUUGUUCAUAAAACAAAAUGAAAUGAAUAUUUUCAUGUCUUCAGUAACCUCAUUCCCUUUAUUAUAGAAGCAUGAAAUGUAUUACCAUCCAAUGUUUGGCAUGGAAGAACUCUCUUCAACAUAUUUUUAAAAUCCAGUUUUGCAUGCAUGUCUUCAAUUAGUGUACGUGCUUCAUUCACACAGAAACAUGGUCUAUGUGUGCAAUUUAUAUAAAUUAUGUAGAUAGGUUGCUUGACAUUUCUCAAAUGGAAAGUGAAUUUUAAAGUGAAGCUAUAGAAAUAGCAUCUCUAUAUUAAAGUCUCUCUGCACAUCCAGACCAGCAUAACAUGCUCAGAAUUUAAAAGGAAUUAAUACAGAUUAUAUAAAAAGGAUUAAAAUCCCAAAUCUUGCCUCUAGUUAGAAUACAUUUGAAAUUAGUUCUGGUGAACAUAGAUUUCCUCAUAUUCAGUUCUCAUAACUAAGCUCUAGAAAGGGCAAAUCGUCACAAAAUAUAAAGCAAUAAAAGCAGAGUCACAAAUAUUAGCAGACUGGGUUUGCAAGCUAUGUUUAUUUAUAGACAUUCAUGAUAGCCUCAAGUUUCUUCCAGCAGCUGGAGAACAAAAUUGUCUUCUCAAUUAUUCAUUUGAAAAUUUCUAAAGUAGCACCACAUUCCAGUUUAGUUAUUUCCUCUUUCAGGAUUAGUGAUAAAGAAUCCCAGUAAUUAUUAUCAGGCUGCUUUAUUUAAACAGUUAAAAAAUAUAACCACUUAAACAGGUUUUGAAUUUGGUAGCAUUUUCUUCCACCCCAUCCAAAGCAAAAUAAUUCAUGAAUGUAACUUAUGCUCAGCUCUGGAAAGCACAAAGCAUGCCAUGUAUCUCAGAGGCCAUUUUACUUCCAGAAAGUAUUCCAUUUCUUUGCCUGCAUUAAUUUAUAACUUCCUCUGCAGAUUGUAGCCUUUCAGUCUCUCACUUUUACUGCUUGUGAAAGCUAGAUGUGACAAAUUACUUCUGUUUUGGUCACAUCCCCUCCCUCCCCCUUGUGUAUUUUCCUGGUUUUUUACAGACUCUAAGAAGUGGUACUUACUCUUGCAAGUGGGAUGAUGGAUUCCUACUGCAGUUGCUCUGCCUUCUUAAUAGAGUGUUAAUGAUAACCUAGGUCCUUGAUACAAAAGCAAGUCUUUCUAAACUGCAAUUUGAUAAAAGUUGGCUUCAUCGGAGCUUGAGAAAACAAUAACUACAGCUAUUGGAUGGUUAAACAUAAAGGUAACCUGUCCUUUUCUAUAAUAUGUAAACACUGUUAUUAUCACAUCCUAUGGAAAGCCAGCAUUGCAGAGCAGCUAUGGGCCAUCAUCUAUACUCUAUACAGAAUGUGGCCAAAUGAAUGCAUAAUUUAUACAAACACAAUGAUACUAGAUCGUUUUGCUUUUCAGCAUAUUUGAUUUGCUAACAAAGAUGCCUAUUGCUUUUGAUAAGCCACCUGAAAACACUUCUAAGAUCCUCAGUCUAUUUUUAAUUAAUUUUGUCUAAAUUACAUUUAAUAAGCAUAUUAGAGGAUAUUCAUGUGGCCAAAUGAUGAAAGACUGUGAAUACAUGUAUGUAACAAAUUGAUAUCUGACUAGAAAAAAAAGUGUACGAUGGAUUCUUGGUUGCUGCAUCUUGUCCAAGAACACUGGUAUUUCUUGCCAGUUUAACUAGACACUUGAAUAAUUCCUCUUUGCACUUAAUGCUGUUGUUUAUACUGCAUGUCACUACAUUUCUAUGCAAAAAUAACCUUUGAGGUAGCCAAAUAUUUGAUUUAAGGUUUAUAGAUCUUUAUAAGAUCUAUUUUCAUAUUUAUGAAGGAAUUUUAUGUCUUAAUAUUUGCUGUCUGUAAAUAGCUAAAUUUUGUCAUUAAAGCUUAGGAAAAAAUUGAUAGCAUGUGUAUAUAAUUUAACACUGCCAGGAAAAGGAUUUUUGAAAAAGCAUUUUUCUAAUACUUCAGAUAUUUAUGAAUGUUUAAAGAAAACAAAUCUUGAUUUGUAUGUGUUGAUUCAUGUCUGAUUUCCCUCCACCCUAGAAUUGCAUAAACAGUAUGUUUCACUGGAACUGAAAAAAGGAACCAAAGAUAAAUGUAGUUUAAAAUAUC